ACCAGUUGUUCAAUCUCCAAGGCUCUUGCAGACGGCCCCCAUCCCACCAAAGCCACCUGCACCCAGCGAACUGACACCAGAAAAUGCAGAAUAUACACUGCGGAGGAGACUGUGGCUUCAAUCAAAGCUUCUGAGCGUUGGCAAACAAAUGGGCCAGAGACAAAGAAAAGACGCAAUGUGAAUGGUGUCACCAACAGUGAUCGCACACCAACCAAUAAAGUACACCCCGCUCGUGCAGGUUCAACGUCCUUAUCACUCGACGGACUUCCAAGUCAUAUUGAUGCCGCAACAUUCCUUCGGUCAUUUUCAAACGGAAGCUCGAACUCAGCUCCCCCAACGUCGCACAUCGAACACAUGGCUUGCCCAAUGUGCGGGAAGGCUAGCGCUGACACUUUAAUGAUGAGCCAAAUUAAUAGUAGCUUUGAUGGCUCGCCUAACUGAUCUCCUCUCGUCGUCCCUCCUGGUGCUCUUGCUGCUGCGGCAUUCGCGCCCGCGAAGAACUAAGGUUGCUCAAGGCUCAGGUCCAAGAUGUCGCUCGUGUGCGUAACGCUAUGGCCAGAGGUGACUUAUCCCAGAAAAUUACGGUUUCUGUGCAGGGCGUGGUCAUGGUUUAAUUGAAGGACAUCAUCAAUACUAUGGUAUUUGUCCACAAUCUUAUCUCAAGAUCUUGCUCAUGCAUAUCAUUACCAGGUCAAUAAAUUGGGACUGUU
Suillus bovinus is the source of this 710-nucleotide messenger RNA. RefSeq lists its product as uncharacterized. The transcript is spliced from 2 exons. The record is from RefSeq and is a predicted model, not a curated record. Lineage: Eukaryota; Fungi; Basidiomycota; Agaricomycetes; Boletales; Suillaceae. The annotation marks the transcript as partial.